Molecule: messenger RNA, 684 nt
Organism: Periophthalmus magnuspinnatus
Lineage: Eukaryota; Metazoa; Chordata; Actinopteri; Gobiiformes; Gobiidae
Gene: zmat2
Product: zinc finger, matrin-type 2
Exons: 6
Coding region: 50-661 (203 amino acids)
Biological process (GO): mRNA splicing, via spliceosome
Cellular component (GO): U4/U6 x U5 tri-snRNP complex; spliceosomal complex
Molecular function (GO): zinc ion binding; nucleic acid binding
Source: RefSeq, a predicted model, not a curated record
AGCGCCGUGUGUUUUUGCGACAGCCGUAUUCCGGUGCGGAGGAAACACAAUGGCGUCCGGCAGCGGGUCCAAAGGAAACGACUUCAGGAAAAAAUGGGACAAAGACGAGUACGAAAACCUGGCCCAAAAGCGGCUGAACGAAGAGCGGGAGCGCGAGAGGAACCGAGAUGCCAAAGCGCUCGCUCCUCCCGUCAAACGAGACCUCCUCAAACACAGAGACUACAAAGUGGAUCUGGAGUCCAAACUCGGCAAAACCAUCGUCAUCACCAAAACCACGCCGCAGGCCGAGAUGGGCGGGUAUUAUUGUAACGUGUGCGACUGCGUGGUGAAGGACUCCAUAAACUUCCUGGAUCACAUCAAUGGAAAGAAACACCAGAGGAACCUGGGCAUGUCGAUGCGCGUCGAGCGAUCGUCUCUGGACCAGGUCAAGAAGCGAUUUGAGGCCAAUAAAAAGAAAAUGGAGGAGAAGCAGAAAGAGUACGACUUUGAAGAGCGGAUGAAGGAGCUGCGAGAAGAGGAGGAGAAGGCCAAAGCGUACAAGAAGGAGAAGCUGAAGGAGCGGAAACGGCGCGCGGAGGAGGAGCUGGACCUGGAGGAGGACGACGAAAUGGCCGCCGUCAUGGGCUUCUCCGGGUUCGGCUCGUCCAAGAAGAGCCACUGAUGCCCCGGAUGCCCUCCCACAGC